This is a messenger RNA of Colletotrichum graminicola M1.001, 2715 nucleotides long. Its product is annotated as male sterility protein. Bases 1 to 2715 code for a protein of 904 amino acids. The transcript is spliced from 3 exons. The record is from RefSeq and is a predicted model, not a curated record. NCBI's taxonomy places the organism in Eukaryota, Fungi, Ascomycota, Sordariomycetes, Glomerellales, Glomerellaceae.
AUGGCGGCGCGUGUCAAUGCGCUGUCCGCCGUUUCCACCUUCGCCAUCCUAAACAAGGCCGAGUACGACCUCGCCGCACCCUCGGGCGUCCGGUUCCCCGUCUUCUCGCACCCAGACGCCGGGCGGCGCAUCUCGUUCAUCGUGCACUCGUCGGGCUCGACGGGGCUUCCCAAGCCCAUCUUCCAGACGCACGCCGCCUGCAUCUCAAACUACUCCAGCGGCAUCCCCUACCGGGCCUUUCUGACCCUGCCCCUCUUCCACAACCACGGCAUCGCGACCCUGUUCCGCGCCAUCUACGCCGGCAAGAGGAUCGCCAUCUACAACGCCAACCUGCCCCUGUCCGGCACCACUCUGGUCAAGGCCAUGGCCGCGACGGAGCCGGGCAGCCUGCACUGCGUGCCGUACGCGCUGAAGCUUCUCGCCGAGACCGAGGGGGGCGUCGCGGCGCUGCAGAGACUCAAGCUUGUGCUAUACGGCGGAAGCAGUUGCCCGGAGCAUCUGGGCAACCGCCUUGUUGAGGCGGGGGUCUACCUCGUCGGCCAUUACGGAGCCACCGAGAUGGGUCAGCUCAUGACCUCGUUCCGCGACCCCGGCGACAAGGACUGGAACUACAUGCGGCCGUUGGCCUCUGCCAAGCCCUGGCUUCGCAUGAUGCCCAUCGCCGACGGCGUCUACGAGUGCGCCGUCCUGAACGGGCUCCCCUCCAAGGUCAUGUCCAACUCGGAUGACCCGGCGCCCGACUCGUACCGCACCCGCGACACCUUUGUUCCCCACCCCGUCAUCCCCGACGCCUGGAGGUACCUCGGCCGCCUCGACGACCGCGUCACGCUGGUCAACGGCGAGAAGGUCCUCCCCGUCCCGUACGAGAACCACAUCCGCGAGCACGAGCUGGUGCGGGAGGUCGUCGUCUUCGGCGUCGGCAGAUCCAUUCCCGGGCUCGUCAUCGUCCCUAGCGAGAAGGCAAUGGACCUCACCAGGGAGGAAAUACUCGAGGCCCUGGGCCCCGUGAUCGACGAGGCCAACGCGAGGGCGGAGGCGUUUGGCCGCGUGCCCCGCGAGAUGAUUGAGGUCGUCGACGUCGGCACGGAGUAUCCGCGCACCGACAAGGGCACCGUUAUCCGCGCCGCCUUCUACAGGCAGUUUGGCGACCUCAUCGAGGACGUCUACAGACGCUUCGAGGCGCCCGCGGACGGUGUAGCCGGCGGCGCGCUGACGCUCGAUCUUCCGCAGCUGGAGGACCACCUGCUUGACCUCUUUCGCUCGACGCUCGGUUUCUCCAGGGUCGAGAAGGAUACCGAUUUCUUCGAGGCCGGCGUCGACAGCCUCCAAGCCAGCACCGCCCGGGGCCAUAUCCAGCGCGGUCUCGACCUCGGCGGCAAGACCCUCGCGCAGAACGUCGUCUUCGAGUACCCCAAUGUCCUGUCCCUGUCCAAGCACGUCUACUCUCUGCGCACCGGGGAGUCGGUGUACGCCGAGGAUGAAAUCCAAGUGAUGAAGAGGCUCAUUGCCAAGUACUCGGAGUUCAAGGAGAGAAGCCCCGGCACCGUCACACCGGAGGGCGAGACUGUUAUGCUGACCGGGGCGACCGGUUCUCUCGGCGCACAUCUUCUCGACCAGGUCAUCCGCCAACCCUACGUCAAGGCCGUCUACUGCCUCGUCCGCGCCUCGUCCCCCGAGGAGGCAAAGUGCCGCGUGACUGCCUCCCUCGCAUCCAAGGGCCUCUCCCUCGCCGACAGCCACGAGGCCAAGGUCAAGUACCUCCCCACGAACCUGAGCCUACCGGACCUCGGCGUCGCCGCGGACGCCGUCGCCGCGCUCCGAAAGACGCUGACGACCGUCAUCCACUCUGCGUGGGCCGUCAACUUCGUCCUCGGCGUCGCCAGCUUCGAGGCCCAGCACAUCCGCGGCGUCCGCAACCUCCUCGACUUCUGCCUCGCCACCGAGACGGUCCGCCCGGCGCGGCUGUUCUUCUGCUCCUCCGUCUCCGCCGCCGCGGGGACGCCGGUCCCCGCGCGCGUCGCGGAGACGUACGUCGAGAACCUGGCGCACGCGCAGAACAUGGGCUACGCGCGGUCCAAGGUCGUCGCGGAGCACAUCGUCAAGGCGGCCGCCGCCAAGACGGGCAUGACGGCCAGGGUGCUGAGGCUGGGACAGAUCGUGGGCGACUCGGUCGGCGGCAUCUGGAACCAGACGGAGGCGAUCCCGUUGAUGAUUCGCAGCGCCAAGGUGAUCAGGGCGCUGCCCGCCCUAGACGAGACCCCCUCAUGGAUGCCCGCCGACAAGAUGGCCCUCGCCGCCCUCGAGCUCGCCGACCUCGCCAGGCCGCGGUGCACAUCCCGCGGCGCGCCCCCGUCCUCGCCCGACGAUGACGCGGACCUGGACCUCGUCUACCAGGUGCAGAACCCGCGCCUCUUCCACUGGACCGUUGACCUCCUCGGCGCCCUCCGCGGCGCCGGCCUCGAGUUCCAGACCGUCUCGCAGCGCGAGUGGGUGCGCCGCCUGCGGGCGUCAGACCCGGACCCGGAGAGGAACCCGACGUACAAGCUGCUGGGCUUCUUCGAGGACAAGUACGACAACGACGGGCCCGGCCGCCAGGGCCUGGUGUUCGAGACGGAGAGGACGGGCCGGAAGAGCGCCGCCGUCGGCGACGGGUGGGAUGUUGUCGGUAGCGGACUUGUUGAGAGGAUGGCCCGGUGGAUGGAGACACAGUGGUGA